Messenger RNA from Penicillium riverlandense, 2667 nucleotides. It is a transcript of the gene argEF, whose product is annotated as bifunctional acetylglutamate kinase/N-acetyl-gamma-glutamyl-phosphate reductase. The transcript is spliced from 4 exons. The coding region runs from base 1 to 2667 and encodes 888 amino acids. Gene Ontology annotation, molecular function: arginine binding; NAD binding; acetylglutamate kinase activity. The record is from RefSeq and is a predicted model, not a curated record. Gene Ontology annotation, cellular component: mitochondrion; cytoplasm; mitochondrial matrix. NCBI's taxonomy places the organism in Eukaryota, Fungi, Ascomycota, Eurotiomycetes, Eurotiales, Aspergillaceae. Gene Ontology annotation, biological process: L-arginine biosynthetic process.
AUGCUGGCUGCUGCCACCAUGCUCUCCCUUCGCACCGCCGUGCGGAGAGCUUCCUCCAAGCCCCUCCGAUCACUCUCCGCACCGCACACCGUCCGUUUGCCCGCUCGCCAUGCGCUGAAGACCACCGCCGCUGUCUCUCCCCAGCAGCGCCGAGGUUACUCGCGUGCCACCGACCCUCACCUCACCUCCACCCGCAGCACUGUCGUUCAGCUGCUCAGCAACAUCGGCUCCAAGCGUGAGGUCCAGCAGUACCUGUCUCACUUCACCUCCGUCUCCUCCCAGCAAUUCGCCGUGAUCAAGGUCGGUGGUGCCAUUAUUACCGAGCAUCUCGAGACUCUGUCGUCUGCUCUGGCCUUCCUCAACCAUGUCGGCCUCUACCCCAUCGUCGUUCACGGUGCUGGGCCCCAGCUGAACCGCAUGUUGGAGGCUGCGGGCGUGGAGCCCCAAUUCGAGGAUGGGAUCCGGGUCACUGAUGGUAAGACAUUGGCGCUUGCGCGGAAGCUGUUUCUCGAGGAGAAUAUGAAGCUUGUAGAGGAGCUGGAGCGGAUGGGUGUGCGUGCUCGUCCCAUCACUGCAGGCGUCUUCUCUGCCGACUACCUCGACAAGCCCAAGUAUAACCUGGUCGGUAAGAUCAAUGGCGUUGAUAAGUCUCCCAUUGAAUCUGCUAUUGCCGCGGGUUGCUUGCCUAUUCUCACUUCCAUGGCGGAGACCCCUGAUGGGCAGGUGCUCAAUGUCAACGCGGACGUGGCUGCCGGUGAGCUCGCACGCGCUCUGCAGCCGCUGAAGAUCGUGUACCUGGCCGAGAAGGGUGGUCUGUUCAACGGUGAUACCGGUGAGAAGAUCUCUGCCAUCAAUCUCGACGAGGAGUACGACCACCUCAUGAGCCAGUGGUGGGUGCGUCACGGCACCCGCUUGAAGAUCAAGGAGAUGAAGGACCUGCUGGCCGACCUGCCUCGCUCGUCCAGCGUUGCCAUCAUUCACCCUGCCGAUCUCCAGAAGGAACUGUUCACCGACUCUGGCGCUGGUACUCUGAUUCGUCGGGGUAACAAGAUCCACGUCAAGAGUUCGCUCUCCGAGUUUGAGGACCUGCAGACCCUGAAGGAUGUGCUGGUUCGUGACCGCGAGGGUCUGGAUGCCCGCGCUGUGGUUGACCGCUACGUCGAUGGUCUGCAGCAGCACGACUUCAAGAUCUACUCCGAUGAGCCGAUGGAGGCUCUCGCCGUUGUGCUCCCCCUCAGCAGGUCCGGCUGGCUGACGAACGUGGCCGACAAUGUCUUCGCCAGUAUCAAGAAGGACUUCCCCAAGUUGGCGUGGACCGUCAAGGAGGACGACGAGAACCUGACCUGGUUCUUUGACAAGGCCGACGGCAGCCUCAGCCGUGAUGGCGAGGUUCUGUUCUGGUAUGGUGUCGAGAGCGGCGAGGAGGUCAAGCAGCUUGUCCAGGAAUUCAACAAGCAUGGCCGCCAGAUGUUCGGUGAUAUCAACCUCGAGUCGCGCCUCCACCGCGCGGCCCAGGCUGCUCUAAACAAUGUCUCGACGGGCUUUGGCGCCAGCGGUGCCUCGGCCGAGCAGAGGCGCGCCUUUUCCACCACUAGCAAUGUUCUCCGGGCUACUCGCUUGAAGCGUCCUGCCGUUGCUGUGAAUGCUCGCCGCACCUAUGCCACCACCAACCCCAACCCCCCUCUGGGCGAGAAGAACGCGUCGAACACCCAACCCGCCAAGGUUGCUCUGAUCGGUGCGCGCGGCUACACCGGGCAGGCCCUGAUCAACCUGCUCAACGCGCACCCCAACAUGGACCUGCGCCAUGUGUCGUCCCGCGAGCUGGCCGGAAAGAAGCUCCAGGGCUACGACAAGCGGGAGAUUAUCUACGAGAAUCUGAGCCCGGACGAUGUCCGCAGGAUGUCCGCCAAUGGUGACAUCGACUGCUGGGUGAUGGCCCUGCCGAACGGGAUCUGCAAGCCCUUCGUCGACGCCGUCAACCAGGGCGCCGACAAGGGCAACGUGAUCGUCGACCUCAGCGCGGACUAUCGCUUCGACCCGACCUGGACCUACGGUCUUCCUGAGCUGGUCAGUCGCUCCGACAUCGCCAAGGCUACCCGCAUCUCCAACCCGGGCUGCUACGCCACCGCCGCUCAGCUGGGUAUUGCGCCUCUCGUCCCGUACCUCGCGGGCCAGCCGACUACCUUUGGUGUCUCCGGCUACUCGGGCGCCGGCACGAAGCCCAGCCCGAAGAACGACGUCAACAACCUCACCAACAACCUAAUCCCGUACAGCCUGACGGACCACAUCCACGAGCGGGAAAUCAGCACUCAGCUCGGCACCAGCAUUGCCUUUAUCCCGCACGUCGCCGUCUGGUUCCAGGGUAUCCACCACACAAUCAGCAUUCCCCUCAAAGAAGAAAUGACCUCCCGCGACAUCCGCAACCUCUACCAAGACCGCUACGCCGGUGAGAAGCUCGUCAAGAUCGUUGGCGAGGCACCCCUGGUUAAGGACAUCGCUGGUCGUCACGGUGUCGAGAUUGGUGGUUUUGCUGUGCACUCGAGCGGAAAGCGCGUUGUUGUUUGCGCUACUAUUGACAAUUUGCUGAAGGGUGCUGCGACCCAGUGUUUGCAAAACAUGAACCUCGCCCUUGGAUACUCGGAGUACGAGGGUAUUCCUCUAGAAUGA